Molecule: messenger RNA, 1410 nt
Organism: Fragaria vesca subsp. vesca
Lineage: Eukaryota; Viridiplantae; Streptophyta; Magnoliopsida; Rosales; Rosaceae
Product: putative F-box protein At4g09190-like
Exons: 3
Coding region: 1-1410 (469 amino acids)
Molecular function (GO): protein binding
Source: RefSeq, a predicted model, not a curated record
AUGGAGAGGGCACAGAGAAUGAAGAGCGGCAACAAUAAUGCAGAGCUGAGAGUAGUGAUGGAUCUAUUAGAAUUGCCUUUCGAUAUCCUCCUAAACAUCCUCUCAAGAUUGCCGGCGGAAUCACUUUUCCUCAUCCGAAGCGUGUCUAAGGCCUUGUUAAACAUGGCUGAUGACCCCUCUUUUGCUAGAGCACUAAGUCACAACGUGCAUCUACAAGUGCCGCAACUUAUGCUUUUCGAUGAUCAUGGAGGAUACUAUCGUUGCCCUGCAGGGACGAUUCAACUUUUAGCAUCACUGCGAUCUAUGAAAUACGAUGGCUGCAGGGACUUGACAGAAGGCCGACAUGGAAUUAAUAGACAACCAUAUGAUGGUGGUGGAAGCCCUUGCUUCUUAGUCAAUCCUCUUAGGGGAGGAGAGGUUCUAAGACUUCCAACAUUGAAUAAGUAUUCCAAUGUAAGAAAGGACUGGUAUGGUAUGGGAUUUGAUAGUCUAACAAACGCACACAAGAUUGUUCGUGUUUCCAGAGUUACUAAUGAUACAGAGAGCCGUCUUGUUACCCAAGUUCUUGUAUUAGGCGAGAGCUCAUGGCGAGAGAUACCUUCGGUUCCCCCUGAUGACUUGAAUUCUAACAUUAAUGCGAAGAACGCAUGUGCCAAUGGAGACAUGCAUUGGUUAAUUUGGUUAAUUAGAGAGAAGAAGGGAAUUAGUGAAGAAACAUACCACAUAAUUUCUUUCGACUUCAAGAGAGAAGAGUUCUAUUGGACUCCUCAUCCCUUGUUAGAAAGCUCGAACGUACGCGUCGAGUGGACAAAGUUACAGUUGCUUACUCUAAGAGGAUCUCUGGCCCUGGUGUGUGCUCCAUCAUCAGAAGCUGGGACGGCGGAUAUUGAGAUAUGGGUGUUGAAAGAUUAUGAUAAAAAAGAGUGGACGCGAGAUUACAUCAUAAACAGCAAACAUUUUAGUAUUCAUGGUUCUUGCCACGAAUGGGAGCAUGGCAUAUUUUUCGAUACGAAUAUGGAUACAGUCUUUGUGGAUCUCAAUUGUUUUUCUGUGAAUCGUAUAAAAUACCGUGCUACCAUCUUGAGCUAUACUUGGAGCUUGGUUUCCUUGAAAGAAUAUGGCAAUUUGGUUAAAGAUCUAGCUGAAGAACCAUCAGAGUAUGGAGGCCUGGAAAGUUAUAACAAAUUGACUUAUACUUUCGAUAGGCACAUUCUGAGAAAUUCUACAAUUCAUCAAAAAUAUAAUAACAGAGAUUCCAGUGAAUGGCAACUUGACAAGCGUGUUGAUGAUUUUGCUCCCAAAGUUGUCCAAUUACAACAUGCUGAGACUGCAGGCAUUGUGGAUUGUAUCAUAUCAAAGACUCGAACCUGCUCUUGGUCCAGCAUAACACAGUUGGGAUUGGGAGUUUGA